GUAUGGCCGGCACAAUUGUGCAUGUGGAACACGAUCAAUUCCGGCGUGAGCUACUCGCCACUGAAGACGCGCCUCUCGUCGAUUAUGCGGCCUCGAAUCCUUUCUCUGCGCUCGCGAACGCAGAAAAUUUGUCUGGACAAGCUAUAUCUGAAUUCUUCAUCCAGGCCGUCAGUACAAGCGAGAUUAUGCCAGGUUGCUGCAUCUCGCCGAUGAUGCGCGGAUGCGACGAUCCGAACGAUGAUAGUCCCAAACUACAACAUGCGGCUAUUUUUCGUGGGCCUCGACGUGAUCGACCGUGCCGGUUCGACCAAGUGGUGCCCAUCUCAUUCUACUGCCAUCAUCCCCGCGCCGAUCCUUUUGACCCGACUCAAUUGAGAUCUGGGGGCGAGACAAUGAAUGAUUAUCAAACUGAUAUCUACGACGAACUCUCGUCCUCCGUCGAGCUCCUCUUCACUGCUCAACAUCGCGUCUUCCUCUUCAUGAUCCUUGUCAUGGGUCGUCGAUUCCGGAUUCUGCGCUGGGACCGUGCUGGUGUCAUCUCCACCCCUUCCGUCGACUACUUCGAACAGCCGACCAUCGCCUGCGACUACCUAUACCACUUAUGCCGCCUGGGGGAUGAUUCUCUGGGUUUUGACCCCACUGCUACUCGACUGCGUCCUGAUGACGUCGACUUCUUGCGUAUGGAUGUCGCAGCACUUCCUGACGCGAAGGACGUCGACCACUCAGAACGCGAUCUGAGUGAAGGGGGUGUCCGUGAACCUUUCACCUUCGCAUACAUGCGAUCGCUCUUCCGUACGUCACUGGACUGCGACUGGCCACGUCAUCGGUUAGUUGUUCAGGAUGGUGGCCAGAAGCACGACUACCUCGUCGGCAAACCUACCUUCCAUGCCAGUGGGACGAUGGGUCGCGGGACGCGUGGUUAUGUCGCCUAUGAAUGCUCAAGUCGCCGCUUUGUAUGGCUCAAGGACGCGUGGCGCGCAUCGUACAAGAUCACGGAUCGAGAAGGCGACAUCCUCGCGAAACUGAACGCGGCAAAGGUCACCAACGUCCCGACCCUCGUCUGUCACGGCGACGUCAAUAAUCAGACGACUAUCACAGCUGAUUGGUGGGAGCGCCAGUCUUCCCUCCUCUCACUGAUCCACGCAUCCCGAGCCGGAUCCUCGAGGUUAUCCUCUGACACUUCUUCCGACCCGGUCUCGUUGAGCGGUAGAAAGCGGAAGAGGGCUGACGAUGCCGUGGUCGACACGCUCACCAUGCAAGCGGACGGUUCAAUGCCGCACGCCAUCCCUGAAACCACUGGACCUCUUCGGCAACAUACUCACUAUCGAGUCGUCGUGGCAGAGGUGUGUCUGCCUCUGAAGAUCUUCCAGUACGGUCGUCAACUUGUAUCCAUCGUGCUGGAUUGCGUACGCG
Dichomitus squalens LYAD-421 SS1 is the source of this 1413-nucleotide messenger RNA. RefSeq lists its product as uncharacterized. NCBI's taxonomy places the organism in Eukaryota, Fungi, Basidiomycota, Agaricomycetes, Polyporales, Polyporaceae. The transcript is spliced from 2 exons. The annotation marks the transcript as partial. The record is from RefSeq and is a predicted model, not a curated record.